Molecule: messenger RNA, 777 nt
Organism: Microbotryum saponariae
Lineage: Eukaryota; Fungi; Basidiomycota; Microbotryomycetes; Microbotryales; Microbotryaceae
Source: the annotation of a GenBank genome assembly
AUGUCCUCACACCAAGUGCACCAACCCCAAGCGCUCCGUCCCGCCACUCCCACCGGCGCGCACUUGGCCCGACCGAGCUCCAAGCCCAAUUCGAGGCCCGGCACACCUUCAAGACGCGCUGGUACGCCUUCGAGGGUCGUCGUGUGAGUCCUUUCGUGGGUCGGUUAAGAUCGCUUGUAUUUUGGGGCACGUGGUGGCUUCAGGGGUUUCUGAGGCGGACGACGUGGGGGGCGGGGGGAAAAGGGAUGGCGCGGGCUGAUGACGAUGGUUCCAAGUGGGGUCCCACUUGGGCUUGGCUCUGUCGAUGUUCGGCUGACUCGGGAUAGCCUAGCCUGGUCGCUGUAGAAGCCACAACGCGACCCCAGCUUUAUUCAACUGACCUCAUUGGUUAAUUCGAAUCCACAGUAAUAUGGCCGACGAAUUUAUGAAACGUCAGUACUGCCCGCCGGUCCCUGUGGACGAGUGUGCCUCGAAGCGGUGGUCAUCCGAGCUCAUCGCGACGAUAAGAUCCGAUCGGUCAUCCGAGCAGAUCCCCCCAACAACCUCAACCUCGCCGAUCCAAGGGAACAAGAUCGAGCAUCGGAUCUCAUCGGGGCUCGCAACACCGAACCUGUGGGUCUCGAGGGUCAAAUGCGCUAUCGUGCACCCGCCGAAGGAAAGUCCUGACUAAGAGUAUCUGCUCUUCGCCCACGCCCAACUUAGGUGAACAACGAACCGCCCAGCGAGGAGGAGAUGAGACGCGUCCAAGAGAUGGCAAACAGGCUCAACAAGUCAUGA